CGAACUGGGUGUGUAGGGAUCAGCUCCAAUUCAUCGACUUCUUUUACUAUCCUCUCCCACGCGUCUCUGCCCCUUUUUGGAUUUACAGGAGCGAAUACCACUUCUUUGUAAGCGACUUGGCCGGAUUCCGAUUCUAGAGGCCAAACCUGCAACAGUCGCUGUUCAUCGACUGCGGGAGCCCACUCCAUCGAUCCCGAUUCUUCCGCUUGGGCACAUGAAAAGUCUUAUUCUCAAACGAUUUUUUCGCUUGAAAGACUGAGCUCCGGGAACGAUUACCGCUUCUUCGGGGGUGAGGGCGCACGACUGGCGCUGUUCUGGAGGGAGAAGCCGCUGGACGCGCUUUGUCCUACUUGCAGACUUUGGGCCUGAUUACGAUAGAAAGAGAAGGAAAUCGCAUUAUUUGCUUAUUGGAAAUCCGACGGCAUGGCGGAAUCAAGUGCCGCCAAGGCGUAUAAAUAUCGCCAGGAAAUCAGUCAGAUGAUGUACGUUUCUGGCGAAACAACCGAGCCGUCAAUAGAAACAACCGGUAUUAUCGAAGACAUCGUCCGGCAGCAAGUCAUCGAACUGCUUCGCAACUGCACUGAGCUCGCCGCCCGUCGUGGCUCAAAAUCCAUCAGCACAAACGACCUCAUCUUCCAAAUCCGUCACGACCAAGCCAAAGUAUCUCGUCUGCGCACAUUUCUCUCCUGGAAAGACGUCCGUAAAAACGUAAAGGACUCGGACGACAAAGGCGCAGACGCAGAUAUCGCUGCUGGCGACGAUGCCGUUGGUGGUGUCGUCCCCGGAGGCCCAGUCGACGAGGCGGCCAAGAAGAACAAAAAGGCCAAAGUCGGCCUCCCCUGGGAACCCGCGUCCUUCUACUCGGUCGAAGUUCCCGAGCGCGAGGACGAAGAAGACGAGGAGGAGGAGGAGAUGAAUUACAUUACUCUCCAACGUCUGCGCAAGGCCGACGAGCGCACCAAGGUCAUGACGCGAGAAGAGUACGUGACGUGGUCCGAAUAUCGUCAGGCGUCCUUCACCUGGCGCAAGGGCAAGCGUUUCCGCGAAUGGGCCGGCUUUGGCGUUGUCACGGACAGCAAGCCAUCGGACGAUAUUGUCGACAUCCUCGGCUUCCUCACCUUUGAAAUGGUCCAGACCCUGACCGAGGUUGCCCUCAAGGUCAAGGAGCAGGAGGAAACGGCCCGCGCCCAGACCGGCGCCCUGGUUGAGGGUGGCACCAGCAAGAAGCGCAAACUCCAGCAGGGCCUCUUUGACCCCCCCAGCGAGGGCCGCGCGCCCAUCGAGCCAAGGCACGUCCAAGAAGCCUUUCGGCGGUUCCAGCAAAGGCCCAAGAAGACGCGUGCUAUGCUCAACAUUACAAGGCUGCCACAACAUACGACUCUUAACAUUAUUUAGACUUUUAUUCCCCGCUCCGCUGUUUCGUUUUUGGUUUCUUCUCUUUUUUCUUCCACUUUUUCCCUCGUUUCUACCUGGAGUUUUGGAGCUAUUCUGAUCCGAUAUAAUACGCGUCUACAGAAGGGUGUUGGGUCUCCAGAUAUAUACCCAAUCGAGGAUCAUGGAUCUGAGAAUUUGGUCUUUUUUCGAUUGUAUGAUGGAUACAUUGGGUAUUUUUUAACGUUAGAUGAAAGAGUUAAGCGCAGUCGCUAUUACUAUUGUCGUAUCGCCUAUUAGCGAUGAGCAAUGCUAAUCAAAGUGAUUAAAUGC
This is a messenger RNA of Trichoderma atroviride IMI 206040, 1704 nucleotides long. RefSeq lists its product as uncharacterized. The record is from RefSeq and is a predicted model, not a curated record. Gene Ontology annotation, biological process: transcription by RNA polymerase II. Gene Ontology annotation, molecular function: protein heterodimerization activity; transcription coregulator activity. Lineage: Eukaryota; Fungi; Ascomycota; Sordariomycetes; Hypocreales; Hypocreaceae. Gene Ontology annotation, cellular component: SAGA complex.